AUAAGAUUAAAAUUUUCUAAGGUUGGAGUUAAUGUCUAGCUGAUAACUAAAUAGAUAUUUGGUUUAUUUAUAGAUUUGUGGAUUUUUAAAUUCCGUGUUGAAAAUUUUCUACUUUCGAUUUAGCAGACAGAGAAGAAUGAUGAACUCAAGUACGGAAUUUAGAACGGAACUCACCACACAAUGUAAUUCAAAGUGAAACAGGGCAAUUCAGAGGUAAAUAUGGAAAACAGCGAAGUUCAGCUUGAAAAUAGAAAGAAACAACUCGAGUUUUUAAGAAAUAUAUGGAAAGCAGCAGAUUCGAAAUCAGAGGCGGUUAAAUCCGAAUAUGAUACAACAGAUAAAUGUAACAUUGAUAUAAAUUCAAAGAAAACCAACCGACGUAAUAGAAAUGUGUACACACGAUCUGCUGAGUCACAGCUGAUGUUUACGGAUUCAGAGGAUGAGGAAUUUUUGGAGAAUAAGAAGCAUUUUUCCUAUAGGAAAUCAUUUCCCGUCAAAACCCACGAUGAUGAUGAUGAUGACGAAGUAAUUCACAAUAACUUCUUCGUCAGAGACGUAACACCUAAGGCUGAACGAGGACAGCAGGAAGAUUUUUAUGGCAGCUCUAGUCAUGGACCGAGUCUUAUCGUCUUUAUGAACUCCGGAGGGUCAAACUUGGAAGCGAGAAGAAGUUCCGAUGAUGAAAAUCUCCCUGAAGAGGAAAUGGGUUUGGAUGCAGAUUCAACAACCAGCGAGGCAUCUAAAAGUGGAUGGAAAGGCACAAAGACCGGAAUCGAUGAAUUUUCUGAUGGUGAGAACGAUGACUAUGAGAGCGACCACCACCACCAGACUCACUGCCACCACCAACACCACCACUGUCACCACCAGCACCACCACUGUCACCACAAUCACCAGGGACACCACAUUGUCUGCCGCACACACGGCGCUCACAGCCCAGGAAAGGAGGGGGAGAAGAAACAGAAGUAUUCCUUUGAUUAUUGCGAUGAAGAGAGAGAACCUCCGAAAAGCUGGAAGACAUACGGAGUGAGUUACGUUUAUCCCUGUGUACGUGGUUAUGCCGAGGGCUGUGGAAAAUGUCGAAAUUGCAAGACAGGAAAUAUGAUUUCCACCAUGGAGCAUCUGUCGGAAAGCAUUGACUGUGAAAUCCAUGAUGUGGUCCCAGACGGAAACUGUCUCUUCCGCUCUGUUGUUGAUCAACUGAGAAUGAACGGAGAAUUUCAUUGGACGGCUAAAACUAUACGUCUCAUGGCGGUAGAAUUUUUGCGGGCAAAUCCCCAACAUGAAGAUGGAUCUCCCCUUGCGAUGUUUUUAUCCACGGAAUCCUGGGAUGAAUAUUUAUCUAGAAUGUCCAGAGACAAGGAAUGGGGUGACCAACUUAUUUUACGAGGAAUCAGCAACAUUCUUGGGAGAACUCUUUCGAUCAUCAGUGCGAUUGGAAGUGGCCAUAAUCAAACCACAAUCGAACCGUAUAUUCCUAGUGACGACAUUACAAAGAAAGAACCACUGCAGCUAGGUCAUUUUGAUGAGCAACAUUACGUCAGCCUUAGGAAGAAAAAUUGGUCAGAUACCUGGUUUGAACCUCCAUUUGAUGUCCCCCACACCAUUAACUUCAAACAGCGGAGGUCUGUGUUUAAUACUCCAAACUUUAACUUUACCAUCUGGUUUUACAACUAUGGUCAUCUCAUCACUAAAAAUAAAUUUUUUUUGAGAAUCCCAGAUGGGGGUCGUCCAGAGUGUAAUCUUGUCAUGGUUAUCAUAAAAUUUAUUAACAUCAAUAACGGUGUCCUAAGACAGGAUUAUCCAGUUUCGGAGACUGAUGAUGAAGCAAACAAAAUGGACACGUACUUUGGAGUCCAUACUGAUCUCUUGACUUCUAUACCUUUCAUUCAUCUACAUUUCCUCAUCAACAAAACAAUUCCAAUUCGGGCAUUCGUCAACGACAAACCUCCCUGGGCUUCCGACAAGACUUGUGAAAAGUAUCGCUCAGUAACGGUCGGAAACAUUGAAGAGGAAUUAGAUCCCAACCUCUCGAUUUUCCCAAAAUUUGGAAUGUCCUACAACAAACGAGAAAGAAGUUUUUGUUUUACCCUUUUAAGCAUCAGCAACGAGUGUGUCAUUUUGAACGAUAUUCAUGAGAAAAGCGAGGUUGAUAACCAUUUUUGUCUGGAUUUCGAGAACAUGCCGCCCUCCUUAACGAAAUUAGUAGUCAUCCAGCCCUCCUUUUACGCGUCGGCGUAUAUCAAAUUCAAGGAUGGGACUGCGUAUCUUUCAGCAAACUUUCUUCUUCAUUACUCUUCUAAUAAAGGAAAAGUCAAAAUGAUUCCAGGAAUAGAGUGUCUCAAAUGGCCAGCUGAUAUAUUAAAUUCAUGGCUCGCGAGGGAAAGACCCGCUUGUUGGCCUUCGAAGGAUAUAAUUGCUAAAGUAUCGGAAGAAAAAUGCGUCGUUGUUCCAUGCGAAUCCUCCGAUGAAUUAACUUGGAGGCUUAAUUUUAUGCUACCCAUUCGAGUUUUGAUUAAAGAAGGAACCACUUCUCACCAACGCCAUUGUUACAGAGUGUUUAAACUUCUAAUUGACGGUAUUGCUAGUACAAAAAAGAUCAACCUAUCUUCGUAUGCAGUGAAAUCCAUUUUCCUCUACGCCAUGGAAAAAAUUCCUUUGGAUUUUUGGACAAACAAUAAAGGCGGAUGUUUAUUAUACCUUUUAGAUAGACUUCUAUUCUCUAUUCAUAAAAUGGAGAUACCAGACUAUUUUAUUCCAGCAUGGAAUUUACUGGAAGACGUAGCAGAAGAGGAAAUCCAAAGUCUGUACUCAAGGAUUUUGGCAAUUCGACAGUUUCCGAUAAUUUCGAUAGUUUUGGUGACUGAAAAGCGUGGCUUACCAGGCAGUUCGAUUGCGGAACCGCUUAUAGAUCACAUCGAGUCCAUAAAAAGUGGGCAUUACAUUGAAGGGUCCGAGAGAGAUGUUUUCUUCCAGAUCAGCAUUGAAGAUGUGAAGAAUAAGUUAUAUAACUAUUUCAUUAGAGAUGCUACAGACUCAUUUGUUGAGUUAUAUGAAGAAUUUCUUAGCUUUAAUAGAGAUGGGCCUUCAUUGGAAGAAUUUGCAUGCUCCUAUUUUCAAGAUUUGCCGAAUAGUAUGCAAUGGUGGUUUUACUUUUUCUUGGAUCAUCUCCACAACAGUAGAGCGCUUCAAUUUAUCAUGGGUAUGUUUGGUGGAACACCAAUCGGGGAUCUGUUAGGACCUGACAGAAAGAAAGGGAAGUUUGAUGAGGUACGCGUACCUGAUCCUUUAUUACAAGAAUCAAAAAUCUACAUUACAUUGCAAGAAACUGACGUAGCUUUCCUAACGGAUCUCUCUAUGAAGCUAGCUGUAACCAGAGAAUAUGAUCUCUGCUCCCAUUAUACAAUGGAGCUCAUCCGACUUUUGAAAGAAAAAGUCAAAGCAACCGCGGAUUCUUAUCAGAGCAAAAACGACAAGGCUCUAUAUCAAACAAACUACCAAGGCCAAACGCUGACAUUGCAAUAUUACAUGGUGAUGAUGUCUUCAUUUCAACGUUUAUUUACAGCUCUAAAGGAAUUGGGGAACACCGAUCUUUUCACGGAAUACAUUGAAGAUGCUGAAAAUGCAUGUGCUUUGAUUGGGAUUCCAGAUAAUUAUUACUAUCUGGCAGAGUUUUAUAGAGGCUUGGGAUGCGCAGAGAAGUACAGAGAAGCCAUGAGAAUAUACAAUGGUGAUUCUUCGGAUGACGUGUCGAAUGUUUAAGAAAGUUGUUAAGAGGAACAAUUUAGAAUUAGUCUUUUUUUAUCAUUAUCCAAAAGGAACUCAGCCAUAAUAGAGGAAAAACAACAAGUAUAAAACUACUUUCGUGCAAUUUUCAGUAUUUAUUUAAUUCCUGUACGUUUGAGUCAAUUGUGAACCUUAAAUACCAGUAAUAGAUUUUAAAGGAUGUUAUGAUGGUUGCUUCGCUGACAAAAAAACUUAUACAUAUCAAUGAAAUCAAUGUUAUUAGUACAAAUUAAUUCAAUAGCCAUUAAUUGUUUUGUUCAGUCGGAUUGGCGAGGAUAUAGAUAUGCGCUUUUGUGUGUUUGAGUUGUUUGUCCUUUCAAACAUUUGUGGAAAAUGGAAGUAUGUUACAUUUUGAUAGAGAUCAAUUUCAAAUGCUGCCUUGAUUUGAGUUGUCUCGCUUUGUCAAUAAAAGGAAAUACAUUUAAUGAUGUAUAUGAUAAUUCUGUACGAAGCAUUUUUCUUUGGAUGUGCCCCACCACUAAUCAAUGUGACCAACUGAAAUUUGGUAUGGCAAUGCCCCUUUACUUUGUGCAGAAGGG
Messenger RNA from Saccostrea cuccullata (small rock oyster), 4322 nucleotides. RefSeq lists its product as uncharacterized. NCBI's taxonomy places the organism in Eukaryota, Metazoa, Mollusca, Bivalvia, Ostreida, Ostreidae. The transcript has 11 exons. The record is from RefSeq and is a predicted model, not a curated record. The coding region runs from base 220 to 3759 and encodes 1179 amino acids.